Messenger RNA from Olea europaea var. sylvestris, 1724 nucleotides. Its product is annotated as novel plant SNARE 12-like. Gene Ontology annotation, cellular component: late endosome membrane; ER to Golgi transport vesicle membrane; Golgi apparatus. The record is from RefSeq and is a predicted model, not a curated record. NCBI's taxonomy places the organism in Eukaryota, Viridiplantae, Streptophyta, Magnoliopsida, Lamiales, Oleaceae. Gene Ontology annotation, biological process: vesicle fusion; retrograde vesicle-mediated transport, Golgi to endoplasmic reticulum. Gene Ontology annotation, molecular function: SNAP receptor activity; SNARE binding. The transcript has 5 exons. Bases 989 to 1399 code for a protein of 136 amino acids.
UGAUACAUUUGUCUCCUCUAGAAAAUUUUAUAAUUUUAUGCUCUUGGUCUUCUUUUCUGAUUUAGUCAUUAAGUGUUGAGGUAUGAUGGAUGUCUUCAGUCAGAUUGUGCUUUCCAAUUACAAACGUGAAAGAUCUUAUGUAUAUUUGUGUUUUAACCAAUAUAUUUUGGGACCAGCAUUGUUAUUUUAUUUAUUCAGGUGCAAGCAGAUGCAAUUGAUUCAGUGUGUUAUAUAGAAUUUCUUCUUUAUUCUUUACAAGACUGAACGAAAGUAAAAUUUUCUUGCUGAUCAUCUAGUGUGUUGAUAUUUUUUGGUUUCUUUUAUCUUAAUUUCAGCAUUUUCCGUGUAUGUAAUGGUGUGCAAAUUCUGAUUCAUUUAUAAGAUAGCUACUUAGUUCUGCCAUUUUAUUAUAUAGCAAAUAAAUGGAUAUUCUCUCUAGACAGCUCAGGAACAAUUGGCCACUGGUUUGUCUUGAGAUGGCUACUUAUUGCUUGCCAUUGUUACUAGCACGGUGUAACACGUUUUGGAAAAUUGUAAUCUUACAUCUUUUUGCUCUUCUUUUACAAUCUUGAUGCUCUAAAAUUGGAUGGAUCGCCUUCUGAAUCUACAAGAUCCAAAUUCCUUUGGAUGUUCAUUGCAUAAUGGACACCACUACAGAAUUUUCUUGGUUAUCUGCCUACCGAAAUUGACUUUGUUCUUCCUGGCACUUUUGUGUGACUUCAUUGUUCUCCAUGGAAGAAUACUUUGUGUAUGGGCACAAUCAUGAAGUAACAGCAUAGUUCUUGCAACUGUGUUAUGGUGUGCUGUUGAUCAUAAAUUACAUUGAAAGAUAUAAAUAAUAUUUCAUAUGAUGAACCCAGCAUGUCUUCUCCUUAAGAAAUAUUCAUUAAGAUACUUAAAAGAGUGUUUAGAUGAUGAGUUAUAUCUCCAUUAGGUUCUCUUCUUUCACAUCUUACAGUAGUCUUCAUUACAUGGAUAUUCUAUAGAAAUGUCAAACCAGGAGCUUAUCAAUGCUGGAACGAAGACAAUGGACGAAACUGACCAGGCCAUUGAACGCUCCAAACAGGUUGUCCAUCAAACAGUUGAAGUGGGAACUACAACUGCUACUACCUUGAAGGGCCAAACUGAGCAAAUGGGUCGUAUUGUCAAUGAACUGGACACAAUCCAUUUCUCCAUCAAAAAGGCAUCACAGCUCGUUAAGGAGAUUGGCAGACAGGUGGCUACGGACAAGUGUAUCAUGCUUUUUCUUUUUCUGAUUGUAUGUGGAGUAAUAGCCAUAAUUGUCGUGAAGAUUGUGAAUCCCAACAACAAAAGUAUAAGAGAUAUUCCGGGACUGGCUCCUCCAGCACCUCCCACCAGGAGAUUGUUGUAUGCGAAGACAGAGCAACAUUUUUAUUAACUUUCUCAUCUCGGAUCUCAGAGGGUUACUGUGUCAUCGAAUUUCGUUACGGGGCUGAUAUGGCAAUGCUGCUAUUUGUAACAUCUGUUCAGUUUUUAUGCUAAUCCAUUCUUGCUUGAGAUAUGCAUUACUUGAUGUAAAUUAUAUAUGUUGGGAGUCUCUUUUACUUUCAGAUUUUAUUCUUUUAUUUUGGUUUUUUAUGAAUGCAAUUUUUUCCCUGUAAACCUGAGUGGUUCUUAGAGCACUAUUUAGAUUGCACGAAAUCUUCCGAGCCGUGUAUCAAACUUGAUGGGAUUUUAAUACAAUUUGUAUUUCUCGACUCCUC